Molecule: messenger RNA, 501 nt
Organism: Auxenochlorella protothecoides
Lineage: Eukaryota; Viridiplantae; Chlorophyta; Trebouxiophyceae; Chlorellales; Chlorellaceae
Product: UPF0587 protein C1orf123-like protein
Exons: 3
Coding region: 1-501 (166 amino acids)
Molecular function (GO): zinc ion binding
Source: RefSeq, a predicted model, not a curated record
AUGCUGUUACAGGUCUUCACUCUGAGCAUCAAGGCAGACCUGGAGAACAUAGAAAGUAUCAGUUUGCCCGAGGAUUCGUCGUACACUCUCACGGUCAAGGACAGUGCCGGUGAUGACCAGCGGGAAGGCGUCGUGGUGUCACCCUUGGAAGAGCAGGAGCUCUCCGGGAGUCGCGGCACGGCCCACUUUGCGCUCAAGUGGUCGCGCGACGCCCGGCACGAGGCGAGCCUGAGCUUGCAGCAUAUCAAGGGUGUUACCCGAGCCCUCACCGCGGCGGAUGCUGGCAAGUUUGUGCCCAUCGUGGCGUUUGAGUGCAGGGGUCUGGACCCCAUCGCCUGGCAGCCUCAGGCGAGUGGUAAGGGGUGGGCGCCGAGCGGCAUGGUGUGGGAGGACGUGGACCUUUCCAGUGGGGAGUGGGCAGAGUAUGACGAGAAGUCUGGGGAGGCCGUGAGCGUGAUGGAGCUGGAGUGGAGAUUUGACACGUACCGCCCCAAGAAGUGA